GCAGGGAAGAGAAUUGAUGGAGUUUGGCAUACAGGCUUGGUUUGCUACGAUAGAGAAUUCUUUUAUGGUGGUGAUGGCAUAUCCAGUUGUUCUCCAGGUGGAACAAUUCUUGGUAGCCCAGAUGAGAUGCUUGAUCUUGGAGACACAGAGGUCACCCAAGAUGUUUUUAUGGAUUUCUUAAGUAGAAUUGAACAACAAAAUUUUAGAGGUGACAAUUACCACCUUUUUAAACGCAACUGCAAUAGCUUCUCUUCAGAAGUUGCCAUGUUCUUGACAGGCAAUAGGAUACCUCAACAUAUUCAGGAUCUAAAUCCCUCAGAAGUUCUCAACACAUAA
Molecule: messenger RNA, 336 nt
Organism: Orbicella faveolata
Lineage: Eukaryota; Metazoa; Cnidaria; Anthozoa; Scleractinia; Merulinidae
Product: desumoylating isopeptidase 1-like
Source: RefSeq, a predicted model, not a curated record